CCUUAUCUUUGUACUCGACGCUAGCUCCACACGGCUACAUGUAGCUAGUUGCAGGCCCCGCUAAAAUUUUCUGUCCGGACUGUAUCGCGCUUGUGAAUCUCUGCUAACUACGGAAUAUAUCAAAGAGCUACCACCCACUACCCUCAACAACCCAGAUCACCUGAGAGAUUUGGUACAUUCUUGCAACACUUUUGUUUACUGAACCCCAUCCCUUAGACGGAAUCCAAAGACAACAUGCCCUCCAAGAAGCGCAAGUCAGAAGACGACCCCACGACCACGACCACCAGCAUCGCUGCUCACAGCGACAACGACAACGCGGGCAAGAAGCGAAGACGCCUAAGCGACGCGGACCCCGUCGCAGACAAGAAGUCCAAGAAGAGUAAAAAGGAGAAGAAGAGCAAGAAGUCAUCAUCCAAGAAAGACAAGCACCACAAGCACACUCCCUCUGCCGAAGACGAAGAUGCCGCCACCGCAGACAACGCAGCUCUCGAAGCCGCUGACUCGCCCGAGGACACCCCCAUGGACGAAGCUCCUCUCCCCGCCGUAGAGCCUCAAGGCGACGACGAGGGCAAAGAGGAGACUAAGGAAAGUUCCAAGAAGAGCAGCAAGAAGGACAAGAAGGACAAGAAAUCCAAGUCCAAGAGCAAAAGCAAAAGCAAGUCCGAGUCCGAGUCCAAAGCCAACGCUCCACAAGAACCCACCGACACCGACCCUGUAGACACCACCACCACCACCACCACCGCUGCCGCCAACGAAGAAGCAGAAGCAUCAGAAGAAAAAACCACCCCCUCCGAACCCCCCCCAUCCAAAAAAGUCCGCUUCAUAGUCUUCGUCGGCAACCUCCCCUACACCGCGACCCCCUCUCAAAUAACAGCCCACUUCUCCGCCGUCCACCCCACCUCGGUGCGCCUCUUACACGACCCCCGCACCCGCAAGUCCCGGGGCAUCGCCUUCGUCGAGUUUGCGCGCUACGACCACAUGAAGACGUGCCUCAAGACCAUGCACCACACCACCUUCGUCUGCCCCUCUGGUGGUAAAGGAGGCGACGGUAGGACCGAGGAGCGCCGCAUCAACGUCGAGCUGACCGCCGGCGGCGGCGGGAACACCUCCCAUCGCAAGGAGAAGAUACGCGCCAAGAACGAGAAGCUGAAUGAGGAGCGCGCGCGGAGGGCCCAGGAGGAGGCUAAGGCUAAGGCUGAGAAGGAGAAGGUGAAGGGACAGAAUGGGGGCGAGAAGACUGGUGCCGGCUUCGAGGAUGCUAUCCACCCUAGCCGACGUGGGAGGGUCCCUGGAGCCGGGUCAUGAUACCCUUAUAGAGAUAGCUUUUCCAUUAACCUAUGUAUUUUGUAUUUUACCUUAAUCACGUGCUUCAUAAAGCAACUUGGGCGUUCACGAAGUUAUAGGAAACGAAAAACGACGUCAA
Messenger RNA from Daldinia vernicosa, 1423 nucleotides. RefSeq lists its product as uncharacterized. The record is from RefSeq and is a predicted model, not a curated record. The coding region runs from base 235 to 1305 and encodes 356 amino acids. NCBI's taxonomy places the organism in Eukaryota, Fungi, Ascomycota, Sordariomycetes, Xylariales, Hypoxylaceae. Gene Ontology annotation, molecular function: RNA binding. The transcript has a single exon.